AUGAGGCUUCUACACCACGACGAUGGGCGUCCCAACUGGACUCACGUUGGCCUCGUCGGCCUCUUAGUCCUCUUGGCUGUCCGCGCCGUGGGCCUGGUCUUCUACCGCCUCUAUUGGCACCCGCUCGCCAAGCAUCCCGGUCCCAGACUGGCUGCGGCAACCCAAUGGUACGAGACGUACUAUAGCAUCAUCAAGAGCGGCCAGUUCCCGUUCGAGAUCCAACGCAUGCACGAGAAGUACGGGCCCGUGGUCCGCGUCACCCCCGACGAGAUCCAUGUCGACGACCCAACCUUCUACGAGGUCUUGUUCAGCCCCACCGACAUGGUCGACAAGCUGCCCUUCCUGACCGCCGCCGGCAACCUCCCCGGCGUCGUCUCCUUCAGCACCCUCGGCGAGUUCCACCGGCCCCGGCGCCAGGCCGUGUCCCCCUUCUUCACCCGCGCAAAAGUGCUCGACAACUUCGCCUCCAUGAAGGGCGCCAUCAGGUCCGUCGCCAACAGGUUCUCGCACCGCCUGAGCACCGAGUUCGCGGGCAAGAACAUCACGGUCAAUAUCCGCCACAUGCUCGCCUCCAUCGCCACCGACAUGAUCUGGGAGAUUGUCUUCUGCCAGCCGUCGCACUUCAUCGACGCCCCGGAUUUCGGCCACCCGUUCCCCAUGUCGUUCGAGGGCGCGCUGGGUACCACGCACUGGAACUCGCACUUCCCGUGGCUCAUGAAGAUGCUCGGCCUCUUGCCGGAGUCCCUGAUAGUCUGGGCUUGGCCUACCAUGCGGUCCAACAUCGAGUGGCGGGCCGCGAUCAAGGCGCAAGUUGACAAGAUCAUCGACCCGAGAAACAAGGACGCCUUCGACAACAGCCCGGACAGGACCCUGGUCCACCAGCUGACCGACCCCAAAAUACCGGCGGACGUGCGGCAGACCGAGAGAGUCAUCCUCGAGAACAUCAACAUCGUCGGCGCCAGCAUGGGCGCUGUUGUGUGGACCAUGACCACGGGCAUGUACCACAUCCUGGCGGAACCCACCAUUCUGAAGCGCCUGCAACAGGAACUAAAGGACGCGAUCCCGGACGACAGCCAUGAUCUGCCCGACCUGCGCGAGCUCGAGAAGCUCGAGUACCUGAGGGCGUGUAUUGACGAGUCCCUCCGCCUCGCCUUCGGCCCCAUGCAGCGCCUCACACGCAUCCGCCCGAACAAGGCCUUGACCUACGGCGACUACGUCUUCGAUGCCAAGACUCCGCUCGCCAUGGACGUAUGGCAUAUGCACACCAACGAGGCCCUGUUCCCCGAGCCCAUGCGCUUCAACCCGGACCGAUGGCUGGGACAGCCCACCGUCGACGAAGGCGCUGACCCUCUGGUCCCUGGCGGAGUCAAGCCGCAAAAGACCAGACCGCUGAGCUACUACAUGAGGGCCUUUUCGGGCGGCACGAGAGGUUGCUUUGGAGAUCAUCUCAGUAGGGGGGUUAUAACUAUUACCUUCGCGACUCUGUUCCGCCGACAUGAGAUGCACCUGCAUCAUAGCACAAGCUUUGAGCGGGAUGUGAAGGUCCACAUGGACAAGUUCUUGGCGCGCCCGAAAAAAGACUCCAAAGGUGUUUUCAUCGUGGUUGACAAAUGA
This is a messenger RNA of Verticillium dahliae VdLs.17, 1614 nucleotides long. RefSeq names its product trichodiene oxygenase. Bases 1 to 1614 code for a protein of 537 amino acids. Lineage: Eukaryota; Fungi; Ascomycota; Sordariomycetes; Glomerellales; Plectosphaerellaceae. The transcript is spliced from 3 exons. The record is from RefSeq and is a predicted model, not a curated record. Gene Ontology annotation, molecular function: iron ion binding; oxidoreductase activity, acting on paired donors, with incorporation or reduction of molecular oxygen; heme binding.